Saccostrea echinata is the source of this 1255-nucleotide messenger RNA. Its product is annotated as mitochondrial ubiquitin ligase activator of NFKB 1-like. Gene Ontology annotation, biological process: organelle organization; protein ubiquitination. The record is from RefSeq and is a predicted model, not a curated record. The transcript has 3 exons. Lineage: Eukaryota; Metazoa; Mollusca; Bivalvia; Ostreida; Ostreidae. The coding region runs from base 51 to 1151 and encodes 366 amino acids. Gene Ontology annotation, molecular function: ubiquitin-protein transferase activity.
AGGAGAGGUGACAGAUAAGAGACAUAUCUCGCCGCAUCCUCACCAAAAUAAUGGGUGUAAUAGAUGGUGUAGAUGUUGGCAUUCUUUUAGGGAUUGGGGUUGACAUCCUUUGUUCAUAUGGGUUAUAUCGUUUGUACAAACGAGCAUUGCGCAAUGCUGUAAACAUAGAGAAUGUUGAACAGUAUCAGAUCAAUCAAGACCUGCAUAAAAAGCUUGAAUAUAUGCCCUACAGAACCAUACCAUAUGGGUGUAUAGAAGGAGUUGUCAGCCCGGUGGGAACGACACUGAAGAGUCACUUCAAGGAGAAAACUGAGGGAGUCAUGCAACACCACUCGCUAAUUGAACAUAAAUCAAGGAGGGUCCAAGGCAUUUGGUCUGAUGUGAAAAAUGUCAUUAGAGACACACUAGAGGUGAUUCCAUUUUAUCUCGUUCCACAUGGAAACUCAUGGUAUCCUACAAAAGUCAUGGUUACUGAGCCAAACUCUGCAUACCAUAUUGAUGAAGAGUUGACCAUCAUCCAUGAAAACUUUGCUCAGUCCGAGUCUAAUGUAUUUAAGAAAGGAAUGGAACUUAUCAGCGGAGAGGUGAACAAGGGUUACCAGGAAUCAGAAAAAAUGUUACUUGUUGGAACACACCUUUUGGCUAUUGGUAAACUUGUUAAAGAGGGAAGUGAUAUAAAGAUGAAGCCACCCUCUUCUGAAUAUAGGUACAUCAUCUCCCGGAAAACCAAAGACGAGUUAGCUAGACUACUCAGAAACAAGGCCACAUGGUUAAAAGUCUUUUUAGGAAUAUUUGGAGUAGCAGGAGUUGCUCUCAUUUGUUACUUUGUCCAUAGAUUUUACAGAAAACUUAGAAAUCAAGAGGAGGAAGAAAAACUAAGGAGAAAUCUUCAGAAGAAAAGAGAGAUAGAGGAACAAAGGCGGGCUAGAGCUGCACAUAGAUCAAAUCCAGACAGUUUAUCCCCCAGUGAAAUGUCCAAUUCAGAUAGCAAUAAAUGUGUUAUCUGUCUUAACAAUGAAAGAGAGGUUGUACUCUUAGAUUGUGGACAUGUUUGUCUAUGUGGGGACUGUGCAUUUGCACUACCAGAACCAAAGUUAUGUCCUAUAUGCCGCAGUAAAGUAGUGAGAUUUGUUACAACUUACACUCCAUGAUAAAAUUGGAUAUCCUGCUAUGUUAGCUCUGAUGUAUUGAUCAAAGUUCAUAUUUUUGUAUAUUGUAGUGCUAAAGAGAGUUCAGUAAAUUAAUAUAAUUUUUA